Molecule: messenger RNA, 2736 nt
Organism: Ustilaginoidea virens
Lineage: Eukaryota; Fungi; Ascomycota; Sordariomycetes; Hypocreales; Clavicipitaceae
Exons: 6
Coding region: 1-2736 (911 amino acids)
Biological process (GO): DNA replication; DNA topological change; chromosome segregation
Cellular component (GO): nucleolus; chromosome
Molecular function (GO): DNA binding; DNA topoisomerase type I (single strand cut, ATP-independent) activity
Source: RefSeq, a predicted model, not a curated record
AUGAGUUCAGACAGUUCUGACGACGACAGGCCCUUGGCCAGGCCGAACGGACGACUCUCGGCCAACAAAAUAUCGCGCGCCGAAGACCAGGCCCUCGAUCGUUCACAAGCAAAACGAUCAAGUGGCAUGGCUGGCAUUGCGGUUUUCAACGGACCGGAAGAUGAUAGCAUGGAUCUAGACGCUACGAAUGGGGUCAAACGCAAAUCACGCUCUUCCAUUUCAAAAGUCAGCUACAAAGACGAAUCUGAUAGCGACGGCCAACCCCUGGCAAAACGUCCUAAAGCUGCUGCCAAAACCCUCGACUCGGAUUCCGAGGAUCAGCCCAUUAGCAAAGCCAGGGCCAAGAAGACAUCCUCCUCUCGACCGUCCCUCCUCGCUGAAUCUGACGACGACCAACCCCUAGGCGUCCAACUCGCCAAGAAGAAGGCAGCAAUCGAGAAGAAGGCAGCCAACGAGGCGCAGGCCAUUCUGGCUAAGGAGGCGAAACAGGCAAAGUCUGCAACUAGAAAGGGCAGGAAAGACGAGUCUGAUGAUGAACCCCUUGCCAAAGGACCUGCCAAGAAACGCCAAUCAAACGGUGUUGCAGCCAGGCGCAAGUCAAACGGCGUGAAAAAAGAGGAAUCUGAUUCCGACGCUCCCAUCUCAAAGACGAAAGGUAAAAGCAAGGCAGCUACGUCAGCAAAAGGCAAGGCAGCAGCUGCGGCCAAGGAUGCCAAGGAUGUCAAAAAGGCAAAGGCUAGGGAAGCUACUGAGGAGGAAGACGAGUUUGAAUGGUGGAAUGCACCCAAGCCUGAGGACGAUAGCAUCAAAUGGACGACGCUUGAGCACAACGGCGUCCUCUUCGCCCCCGAAUACGAACCCUUACCGAAACAUGUGAAGCUCAUCUACGAUGGGAAGCCGGUCAGUCUGAGCAAGGAAGCCGAAGAGGUGGCCACAUUCUGGGUUGCCAUGAUGACCCCUGCGUCAUCUCAUCAUCUGGAAAACCCAGUGUUCCGCACAAACUUUUUCAAUGACUUCUGCGACUUUGUGAAAAAGCACGGUGCAACUGAUAACGACGGAAAGACUGUCGUGCUCAAGAGCCUGGACAAGUGCGAUUUCUCAAAGAUUUACGAGUACUGGCUUGCAAAGACGGAGGCGAGCAAGACCAAGAACCUGUCAAAGGAUGAAAAGGAAGCUGCCAAGGCAAAGAAGGACGCUCUCGAAGCCCCGUACCUAUACUGUACGUGGGACGGCAGAAAGCAAAAGGUUGGAAACUUCAGAGUGGAACCACCCAGUCUCUUCCGUGGCCGAGGCGAGCAUCCCAAGACCGGGCGCGUCAAGACGCGGGUUUUUCCCGAACAGAUCACCAUCAACAUUGGUAAAGAGGCCAAGAUCCCGGACCCUCCAAAGGGUCACAAGUGGAAGGCCGUGCAGCACGACCAGAAGGCCACCUGGCUUGCCAUGUGGCAGGAGAACAUCAACGGCGCCUACAAGUAUGUGAUGCUUGGUGCUGCCAGUGACGUCAAGGGUCAAAGCGAUUACAAGAAGUUUGAAAAGGCGCGUGAGCUCAAGAAACACAUUGGGAAAAUUCGCAAGGACUAUACUCGGGAGUUGAAGAGCGAGAUCAUGGCUGACCGUCAACGAGCCACGGCAAUGUAUCUCAUCGACAAACUGGCCCUAAGAGCAGGAAACGAAAAGGACACCGAGAACGAGGCCGACACGGUCGGUUGCUGCUCCCUAAAGUACGAGCACAUCACCCUCGAACCUCCGGACAAGGUCACUUUUGAUUUCCUGGGCAAGGAUAGCAUUCGGUAUAACGAGACUGCCCAUGUGGAGCCUCAAGUUUUCAAGAACCUGAAGUUGUUCAAGAAAGCACCCAAGACGGACGGAGACGAUCUUUUUGACCGUCUGACUACUUCUCAGCUCAACAAACACCUCAACAGCUAUAUGCAGGGACUGACGGCCAAAGUCUUUCGAACCUACAAUGCGUCCUACACGAUGUCGACAUUGUUGAAGGAGCUGGCCGCGGAUCCUCGCUCCAAGGGCACUGUGGCUGAAAAGGUCAAGCUGUAUAACGACUGUAAUCGCAAAGUGGCCAUUCUCUGCAACCACAAACGGACAGUCGGUGCAAGCCAUGACCAACAGAUGCAGAAGAUGGGAGAUCGGAUCAAAGGUUUGCGUUACCAAAAAUGGCGAACGAAGAAGAUGAUUCUGGAUCUUGAGCCCACACAGAAGAAGAAGAAGGGCGCUGCGUGGUUCGAACUAGACGAAGAUCUUGAUCGGGAAUGGAUCCAGGAGCAUCAGCAGUUCCUCAUUGAGGAACAACGCUCCAAGAUCACCAAGAAGUUUGAAAAGGACAACGAAAAGCUAAAGGCUAGUAAGGAGAAGCCUCUGCCUGACAAGGAACUUAAGGAGCGCCUGCAGGUGGUCAAGGAGAUGGAGGCCAAGUUCAAGAAGGAAAACAAAACUGGAAAGGUCGAAGCAGAGGGCCGAGGCGUAACCGUCGACAAGUGCCUGAAAUCGAUUGAGAAGAUUGACGACAGAAUCAAGAUGCUGGAGACGCAAGCGGAUGAUCGCGAGGGGAACAAAGAAGUCGCCCUGGGGACCUCCAAGAUUAACUACAUUGACCCUCGCCUGACGGUUGUGUUUUCCAAGAAGUUUGACGUGCCAAUCGAAAAGUUCUUUUCAAAGACUCUGAGGGACAAAUUCCGAUGGGCCAUCAAGUCGGUCGAGGAUGCGGAUGACUGGGAGUUUUAA